UUCCCUACACACACACACACACACACAGUCCCAGGGUGCCUCUUCUGCAUUCACACUCACUCAAGCUUCCUUUCCUUUACACACGGCACUUACAGGCUUUACACUGCAGAUCAGGAUGUUCUCUAGUCUGGCUCGUUGUGCCUCCAGAGCGGCCCUGCAUGUGCUGAAAGGAGCCAAUCGUCCGUCUCAGGCAGCAAAACUGUCCUGUUUUGGAUAUCAGACACUGGCAGCGGUCCCACUACCUACUGGUGGAGUGAGCACAGUUGUUAGACACGCUCAAGCGCUGGACCACAAGCGGUUGCUACAGGUGGAAUGGGAUGACGGAAGCUGUAGUCUUUAUCCAUUUACCUGGCUUAGGGAUAACUGCCAGUGUCCUUUGUGCAUGCUGCAUUCAGCACAAGCUCGGAGUCUGCUCUUCAUUGACCUCGAUGUGCAUACUGGAAUAGACCAAGUGCAAAUAACUGAAAAUAACAAGGUUACCAUCACAUGGCCAGAUCAACACAGCAGUGAGUUUGAGCCCGACUGGUUAAAGAAAAGAUGCUUCUCGCCAGAGGCAAGACAAGCACGACAGGAGGAACUGUUUCUAAAUGAGCGUGAAUUAUGGGACUCUGCUCUGCAGAUCCCCAUGGCAGAUUAUGAAGAGGUUCUACAUGAUGAUAAAGCUGCUCUGGCCUGGCUAAUAGCCCUAAGGCGUGUCGGGAUCGUGUACCUGAAAGGGGCGCCUACUGAUCGGGGCCAGGUGGCAAGACUCGGACAGAGAAUCGGAUACCUCAGACUCACGUUUUAUGGACACACAUGGCAAGUGCAAGACAAGCCCAUGGCAAACAACGUAGCGUACACCUCAGGCAAGCUGAGCCUGCACACAGACUAUCCUGCUCUGCACCAUCCUCCUGGGGUGCAGUUCCUACACUGUCUGCAGCAGGCCGAGGAGGGUGGCGAGAGCGAGGUGGUGGAUGGCUUCCACAUGGCCGAGCUGCUCAGGAGAGAGGACCCCGAAGCAUUUAAUGUACUCGCGUCCCUCUACAUAGACUACACGGACACCGGCUCUGACUACUGCGACUUCAGCGUGCAGUCGAAGAACCGCAUUAUAGAUGUGGACAGAGACGGCCGUGUGGUGAGGAUAAACUAUAACAAUGCAACGAGAGACUCUGUCCUGGAUCUACCUCUCGAUCAGGUGCAGCCGUUCUACUCCUCCCUGAAGAGCUUCGUGGAGUUGAUGAGGCAGCCGGAAAACGUGGUCACCUACAGGAUGGAGCCAGGUGACCUGAUAACCUUCGAUAACUCGCGUCUCCUGCACGGUCGGAGGAAAUACCAGUCUCGGGGCAGGACCCUAAGACACCUAGAGGGAGCAUACCUGGACUGGGAUGAAGUCAUGUCUCGUCUGCGCGUCCUCAAAAAAGCCAUCCACGGAGACAGCUAGGGAUACCUCUCUGAUUUUUUAUUUUUUUUUAUCUGGAACACAAGUAUUGUCAGUAGGAGUCUAAGCUUGAAGCCGUACUUAUUGCACACUGCUUAGUUAAGGCGGAACCUUUAAGAACCAACAACUUGGUCUGAAAGUUAUCACACCAGGAUAAUAAUCUGGUAAAAAUGUGUUAGUCACCGAAUUUCCAUUUUGCUCUAUUGAACUGUAACUCAUAAAAGAUUACUUCAUGAGUGCAGUGGAUGUGAAGCUUAUGUUCUCACACCCAAGACAAAAUGAACUCAAGAGGUCCUAAUGUGGAACGUGCCAACAGUUGCUAAAACUC
Clarias gariepinus (North African catfish) is the source of this 1745-nucleotide messenger RNA. It is a transcript of the gene bbox1, whose product is annotated as butyrobetaine (gamma), 2-oxoglutarate dioxygenase (gamma-butyrobetaine hydroxylase) 1. Gene Ontology annotation, molecular function: iron ion binding; gamma-butyrobetaine dioxygenase activity. The transcript is spliced from 8 exons. Gene Ontology annotation, cellular component: mitochondrion. The record is from RefSeq and is a predicted model, not a curated record. Lineage: Eukaryota; Metazoa; Chordata; Actinopteri; Siluriformes; Clariidae. Bases 116 to 1420 code for a protein of 434 amino acids. Gene Ontology annotation, biological process: carnitine biosynthetic process.